CAAUUUUUUGUUUAUGAGAAAAAUGACAUUUUAAUUGAGGAGGUUAAAUUUUUAUUUAUAUUUGUCUCAAAUUUUAUAAAAAUAUUUGUAUUACAAAAUCACUCAUUAUGUCUAUAACAAAAUGUCAUUAUCGAAAAAAUAAUAGUUUUAAACAAAGAAACAAUAUAGAUGAAACAUUUAAAAAUGUAACAUAUAAUAACUUGGAAAAGAAGUGUAUUUGUCAAAGGGAUACAAAUUUACCGUGUAUAAUUGUACACGGUGGUGUAGGAAAUUGUGAAGAUGUUUUGGUUAUUGAAAAAAUGACAGCUUGUCAGAAAGCUGCAUCUAAUGGAUAUAAAAAAUUAUUAAAGGGAGGUAGUUCUAUAGAAGCUGUAGAAACAGCUUUAUGGUGGUUGGAAUGUGAUGAAUUUUUUAAUUGUGGUUAUGGAUCUGUAUUAAAUGAAAUAGGUAGAAAUAUGUACCAAUUCUAUAAGAAAUAUAUAUAGUUUAAAUAUUGAUAUAUGUAUUAAAUAUAGGACAAGUACAAAUGGAUGCAGGUAUUAUGGACGGAGAUAAAUUUGAAUGUGGCUCAGUAGCAGCAAUUUCAGAUAUAGAACAUCCUAUAUCGCUUGCUAGGUACGUUUUGGAGAAUCUCCCAAAUAAUAUAAUUGUUGGAGAAAGUGCUAAACAGUUAGCACAAUGUGCAAAUAUAAAUUGGUUAUCACAAGGGAAUAUGGUUGCACCAGCUGCAUAUCUUGCCUAUAAAUUAAGUGAAAAUGAAAGAUAUAUAACUGAUUAUAACAUGGAAGAUUUAGAACAUAUUCAAACAUUGCAAAGUAAUAAAGUAAAAAUAUUACAAUUGUUGAAAAAUAUUAUUUUAACAUUAUCUGUAGGUAGUGUUGGAACUGUUGGUUGUGUGGCAUGGGAUGGUUAUAGUAUUGCUGCUGGAACAACAACAGGUGGUUUAAAUAGAAAACUGAUUGGAAGAGUGGGAGAUUCUCCAUUAUUGGGAUGUGGAACAUAUGCUGAUAAAAAUGUAGGAUGUUCUUUAACGGGUCAUGGAGAAUCUAUGAUAAAGCUUGGAAUGGCCCGAUGUAUUGCAGAAGAUAUUAAUCAAGGUUAUGAUCCAAGAACUGCAUUACAGAGAAACUUAGAUUACAUGUUGACUAAACUUAAGAAAAAUGGCGGUGGUAUUGUACUUAAAAGAGAUGGAUCCUGGGAUAUAUAUUUUACUUACAAAAGAAUGCCAUAUGCUUUUAUUAAAAAUAAUAUGAUUAUAUAUGGGGC
This is a messenger RNA of Vespa mandarinia (Asian giant hornet), 1266 nucleotides long. Its product is annotated as isoaspartyl peptidase/L-asparaginase. Gene Ontology annotation, molecular function: hydrolase activity. The record is from RefSeq and is a predicted model, not a curated record. NCBI's taxonomy places the organism in Eukaryota, Metazoa, Arthropoda, Insecta, Hymenoptera, Vespidae. Gene Ontology annotation, cellular component: cytoplasm.